GGAGCCCCACCGCGGCGACGUCGGCGCGCUACGUCCCGUCGAGGGAAAGAGGGAAAAAGGAGGAGAAGAGCGGAAGAUGGCGACCUCUAACAAUCCGCGGAAAUUCAGCGAGAAAAUCGCUUUACAUAACCAGAAGCAGGCCGAGGAGACUGCGGCGUUCGAGGAGGUGAUGAAGGACCUGAGCAUAACGAGAGCUGCGCGGUUGCAGUUGCAGAAGACCCAGUAUUUGCAGUUAGGGCAGAACCGUGGACAGUACUACGGAGGAUCACUGCCCAAUGUUAAUCAGAUUGGAAAUAGUAACAUUGACCUCCCCUUUCAGACUCCUUUCCAGACUACGGGCUUGGACACAAGUCGGACCAGUCGGCAUCAUGGCUUAGUGGACCGCGUGUACCGCGAUCGCAAUCGUAUUACCUCUCCACAUCGACGACCACUUUCUGUAGACAAACAUGGCCGCCAGAUUGACAGUUGUCCAUAUGGAUCUGUGUAUCUCUCUCCUCCGCCUGACACAAGCUGGAGAAGGACUAAUUCUGACUCAGCCUUGCAUCAGAGUACCAUGAACCCCCCCGCACAAGACUCUUUCGCUGGAGGUUCACAAGACCUACAGCCAAAGCGAGUGCUUUUGCUCACAGUGCCUGGGACAGAGGAACCGGAGUCAGAGGUGGAUAAAAACAUCCAGAAGCAGUUGUGGGACAAUAAAAAGAAUGCAUCACCCAGGCCCAAAUCUUGUGAGGUCCCAGGAAUAAACAUCUUUCCAUCACCUGACCAGGAAAUGACAACGUCCUUAAUCCCAGCUACACAUAAUACAGGUGGAUCCCUGCCUGAUUUGACCAACAUCCAGUUUCCUCCACCACUGCCCACACCACUGGACCCUGAGGACACCGCAUCCUUCCCUGCACUGAGCACCUCCAACAGCACUGGCAACCUGACCACAAACCUCACUCACCUGGGCAUCAGCGUUGCUAGCCAUGGAAUUGCCACCUCCCAACCUGCGAUGACAGUAACAACUCAGCGCAAGCAGCAGAAUGUGGUUCCGCUCACUCUUAAUGCAGACACCCAGAACCAGCCGACCCCUCAGCAACUCUCCCCUACCCUUUCACCCCCUGUCACCGUUGCUCAGGCAGUGACUAUGGAUGCCCUGACGCUGGAGCAGCAGCUUUCCCAGUACCCAUUCUUCAGCCAGCUCACGUCACAAGCAUUGGCACAGGUGGUCAGUGACCUGCAGCAGCGGCCGCCACAGCAGUUGCAGCAACAGCAGCAGCAGCAACCGCAACAGAACAUCAGGCUUGUCCAGUUGCCGCCACUGUCUGUGACGACAGCUACCAGCCUGCCGCAGUCCACCACGGGGAGCCAGACUCCCACCACUGUUGGCAUUGACCUUAACUCAUACCGCAGUCAGGCUGGGUCCCCUGCCAACCAGUCUCCAACCUCUCCAGUCUCCAAUCAAGGCUUCUCGCCUGGCGGCUCGCCUCAACACACUUCUGUUGUGGGCAGCAUUUUUGGGGACUCCUUCUAUGACCAACAACUCACGUCCAGGCAGACCAAUGCUCUUUCACACCAGCUUGAACAAUUCAAUAUGAUAGAGAACCCCAUCAGCUCCAAUAGUUUGUAUAGCCAGUGUUCCACCCUCAACUACACUCAAGCAGCUAUGAUGGGACUGACAGGGAGCCAUGGCAGCUUGCAAGACUCGCAGCAGCUUGGUUACAGUAGCCAUGGCAACAUCCCCAAUAUUAUUCUCACAGUUACUGGAGAGUCUCCACCUAGCCUGUCCAAGGAGUUGACCAACUCACUAGCAGGUGUAGGAGAUGUCAGCUUUGAUGCAGACUCUCAGUUCCCAUUGGAUGAGCUGAAGAUUGACCCCCUCACACUGGAUGGACUGCACAUGCUCAAUGAUCCAGAUAUGGUACUUGCCGACCCUGCCACAGAAGACACUUUCCGGAUGGAUAGGCUGUAAUGCAAGAAUGCCAACUGCUGUGAUAAGUGACCUGAGAGUAGAGGCUGGGAAUAGAGGAGGGUUAGGGCAUGUAGUUGCCCAGUUGCAAAACAACAAUCCGCCCUCCAAGAUGUACCCCAUUUACACGUAUGUCCUUUGUGAUGAUGAGCUACUAAAACCAAUUGGGUCAGGGACUGCCAUAGCUUGCUGGGGAAAAAUAUAUAUAUAUAUAUUUAAAACGGGAAAACAUCAGUGCUGUAAUGUCCAGUUAAAGUAAGCUUGUUCUUCUGAGCUUGUAAAUCCAACUGCAUCAUUUGUAUGCCUGCCGUAUGUCUCUUGUUGCAUUUGAAAAUUAUAUAUAUUUUUGGUGGGGGGGGGGGUGCAACAUUCAGAAUUUUCUACAGAUCUGCAUUUGGUUGUCAGUUUUUGUAUUUUGAAGGGAUUUAAUCUGCUCAUUUUAAAGUUAAUGUUUUCUUUUAACCGGAGAAAAAUUGAGUGGGGUAUUAUGAAUAUGAUUUGCAUUUUAUUUAUUUACUUCUUUAAUCCAGUACUUGCAAAUGUUCUUCAUCAUUUUGUUUAGUAGAUUUGUUAUCCUUGUUUUUCUGUGCUCCUCUUUUUGAUUUUUUUAGAAAACAAAUUCCCAUGAAUUCAAUUAUAGCUUUAGCUUUUCAACAUGCCAUUGUCAUUUUGUUUUGUAUUUGUUGCUUUUUUUUCUUUAAACUGACCAGCAUUCACUGCCUAUUUUAGUUUCCUGCCAAAGUUUGUCAUAUGUUUUUUCUGUUUAUGUUGUCAUUUGCUUCAGUGUCCCUGUAACUCUACAAACAGUUGACUAUGACUUUGUUCCGUUAGGGUUAAGGAGUACUAACCCUCCCCAUAACAAAUGCUUACUGGUUCUAUAGAAACUUUUGUCGCAUUUCGUUAGAAGAAUUUACCUGUGCCACUUUCAAAUAACUACAUGAAACUGCAUUACAAUUUUAUUUGUGACUGCUGACACGAAUGAUCAGGAUUACAGUCCUGCUCUUUGGCCUCCAUGAUCUUUCAGAUGGCAAUAAGAACUGGUAGUUUGAAAAGUACUCAGUACAGUACAAUUUGAACAUUUUUUCAUAUCUGCAUAUUAAUUUGUUUACAUAGUCCUUGUCUUGUUCUUUACUGUUUGUAGAAUGGUUCUGUCAUUUAACGGGAUGCCCAAAACAGAUUGCUGCUUUUAUUCUGUAUUUGCAUAUAAACUAUAGCUGAAAUUUUCAUUUGGAAUCUUGCUUUCAGAUUUAUGUCUUUACCUUCCUGAUUAUCCAUAAUCCCCAUAGUGCAAGGAGACAAACAUGCCAGAAAGUGAUUGAGCUCAUCACUGUGAGAUCACCUAAUUUUGCCUUACAUGAACGAGAUGCUGUUUUCAAGUGUCUGUUACCUAAUGUGAAAAUGUAUUUUUCCUAACGUCUCUUACUUUUCUUGGCUUUUGAUAGAUUUUUUUAAAGAUAUAUAUUGAAUGACAAAUAUUUGUGGCAAUGUAGUGGAAAAAGUCAAUUAAUUGUAACGCCUUGAUUGAUGUUCAGUGUGUCACACCAUUUAGCAUUAUGAGUGCGGGGGGUUAUUACUCCUUAGAGUCUAUUGGUAUUGAACGGUGUUUUACGUUGCCUGUGUGUAUUUAUUUAUAAAUGUAUUUAUUUAUUAUUUAUUUAUUUAGUCUGACUUCUGUUUUGAACAUCUUUUUUUCUGUCUUGUUUGGUGGUUUAUGCAGGAGUUGGUUGUGCAUGGUGUGCUUGGGACAGUGAUGUUCAAGCAGUGUUAACUGUUAAAUGUGAUGUUUACUCUUAUUUGGUGUGUGGAUUUGGUGCUGUGUUUAUCCAGCUUUUGCUCCACAUGGGCAGUUUAAAUAAGUAAAACUUGUAGUUUGCCACAGAUGGUUUAAUGAUUCCUAUGCAAAACAAUAUAAAUUAAUAACUAUAUUCUAACACACAACAAUUAGGUUUGGAAGUCAAAUUUAAUAAAAGUAUAAUUUAGUUGGAGCAAAACUGAAAUAUUUUUCUUUAUAUUUUGUGCCAUUCAGAUUACUGGAUUGAAGAGAUAUCAGCAAAAAAGCGUUAUAGAUAUCAGAUUGUUUUGGUCGUACAGUAUUUCUAUUUUUUUUUAAACAAAUAAAAGAAGCAUUAAAAAGCUUGUGUAUAUUUUGUAGAUACCUUAUUGCAUAAACCUUUGAAAUCUGCAUGAUAAAUAUGAAUAGGAUGUUCAGAAAAUUGCCUUUAUCAGGACAGUUUGUUGGAGUUAAAUCAUGCCACUUGUAGUAUAUACUGAACUCCCAAGCAAAAGUAAAAGGAAAAUGUUAAAGUGACUGACAAAAUGUGAUUAACUCAUUACUAUAUUUUGGUGCACUGCUGAGACAAGAAUGUAUUUAUGUUUCCGGUUAGUAUUUUUUGUAUUCUACCAGGUAGUACCAGCUUUUGGUUUCCCAGUGUUGGACCAAAACGGAUGAUCCAUUGUUUAAAAAAAAAAAGAAGAAGAAAAAAACUGAAGGCUUUCAGUUUUAUUCUGAUUCAUAUUUGUAUAUUUGGUGGUUAUUUUACUUUUAGUGAUUUAUUAUUAACUGACAUUGUUUGCCUCGCUAAUAUGGGGCUGUUACAUUGUCUGCAGUUCCCAAAUUAACAUUGCUACUGGCCUCUAAAUGCCAUGUACAAUUUAAUGAGGUCAUUUUUUUUUUAUUUAUUUUUGUAAAAUAUUUUCCCCAAGAAAGCUAUAUCUUUGUGUAACUGGCCGAGCCUUGCCCUUGUCGUUGUAUCAGUUUUAUCUUGCCAGUUGCUUUGCACUUUCUGUCAUUAUAGCAUUAAAACCCACAACUGUUUAACCCUCAACUGUGAUCACUGACUGGUCUAUGUAUAGGGCCAAACUUUCAUUUACUUGUAUUUAAAAAAGAAUAGUGUACUUUAUGUAAGAACAUAAUUGUGUAUUCUCUGCAACAGAGGUCAUUUCUAGUUCAUCAGCUUCUAAUGUGAACUCGCUGAUCCUUUUUCAGUAGUGAGGUUUAGGAAGCUGUCAUAUCUCAAUGCAAACCUGAAAGGGCUCCUGCGUCAGUGCAGCUUGUUCCAUGUAACUCAGUUACACUGAAUUUGUGUGGGCUGCAAGUAAACGUUUUGUGUGUAUGUUAGUUUGCACCACAACGCUCCACAGGCUUAAGA
This is a messenger RNA of Scleropages formosus (Asian bonytongue), 5097 nucleotides long. RefSeq names its product CREB regulated transcription coactivator 1b (gene crtc1b). NCBI's taxonomy places the organism in Eukaryota, Metazoa, Chordata, Actinopteri, Osteoglossiformes, Osteoglossidae. The coding region runs from base 77 to 1951 and encodes 624 amino acids. Gene Ontology annotation, molecular function: cAMP response element binding protein binding. The transcript is spliced from 14 exons. Gene Ontology annotation, cellular component: cytoplasm; nucleus. The record is from RefSeq and is a predicted model, not a curated record. Gene Ontology annotation, biological process: protein homotetramerization; positive regulation of transcription by RNA polymerase II.